AUGUCGGAUUUAGACAGUGAAUAUCCGAGAGCAGAAAGUGGAAGACCAUUUCUACCAGAAGAAGAAAAAGAAUUUGUAAAACUCUUCAAUAAACAAAAAUUCAGACCUAGAACAGCUAUUUUAACAGUGUGGUUUGACUAUCCCAAAAACAUGUUCUUGCAACCGAUACCAGCUAAAGAUAAAAUCACUUUCACGAAUAAAGAAGAUCUAAGAAAUAAAUAUAAACGAGAAGGUAAUAUCGUGGGUAGUAAUUGCAUGAAAUUAUUAGGUAAUUCCUUGUAUGGUAAAUCAAUUCAGAAAGAUAUAUUCACAACUAGACAUUUAUGGAAUGAAGCAACUUUACAGGCCAAAUUUGAUUCACAUGUUAAAACCUAUGAGAAAAUUAAUGAUACUCAAUAUAUUGCUGAAACAGAAAUUGAAGAAAAAGAGAUUACUACCGAAGAUAGUAAAUCUACACGACUAACACCUAGUCAUUUGGGAUCAUUCGUUUUAUCUCAACAGUAA
Messenger RNA from Lottia gigantea (owl limpet), 504 nucleotides. RefSeq lists its product as hypothetical. NCBI's taxonomy places the organism in Eukaryota, Metazoa, Mollusca, Gastropoda, Lottiidae. The transcript has 2 exons. Bases 1 to 504 code for a protein of 167 amino acids. The record is from RefSeq and is a predicted model, not a curated record.